AUGGCUUCGCCAACUCACACCAACGACCACCGCGACUAUGUCGAUCCGACGUCCAUCAAGGCGCAGCUCGACGACUGGCACGCUGAUCGUGGUGGCAAAUCGUUUGCUGCUGCCAUGAUCCCGACCUGGAGCCACCACAACAACACCGAGGACAAGGUCAUUCACAACCCUUUCAAGCUGCUCGCACUGGUCAAGGGCAUGGACUGGCUCUACUUCUUCAGCGGAUGGUUCGCAUGGACCUGCGAUGGCUUUGACUACUUUGCCGUGUCGGUCACCAUGUCAGAGCUCGCGGCACAGUUUGGCAAGACGACGGCCCAAAUUGCAGAGGCCAUCACCCUCACUCUUCUCUUUAGGUCUCUCGGCGCCGUCAUAUUUGGCAUUGCGGCCGACCGCUAUGGCCGCAAGUGGACCCUCGUUAUCAACCUCAUUCUCAUCUGCGUCUUUGAAAUUGGCUCUGGUCUCUGCAACACGUACGAGCAGUUCCUCGGCGUCCGUGCAAUGUUCGGCAUCGUCAUGGGUGGGAUCUGGGGGCAGGCUGCUUCGACUGCUCUGGAGAACAUUCCCGUUCAGGCGCGUGGCCUCUGCUCCGGUAUGCUGCAGCAGGGUUACUCUGUCGGCUACCUCCUCGCUGCUGUCUUCAACCUCACCGUGGCCACGUACGCCAAGGCCAGGUGGCGCUCAGUCUACUUUGUCGGCGCUGGUUUCUCUGCCUUUGCCGCCCUUAUCCGUGCGCUCCUCCCCGAGUCUCGCCAGUACAUCGAGGCUCGCCGCAUUCUCAAGGAAGAAGGCGCUACCAAGGGUGCCAACAAGCGUUUCUUUAGGGAGAUUGGCAACAUGCUCAAGACCAACUGGAUCCGUUGCAUCUGGGGUAUUUGCGUCAUGACCGGCUUCAACUUCCUGUCCCACGGCUCCCAAGACUUGUACCCUACCUACCUCAAGACCACCAAGGGUCUCUCUGCCGCGCUUGCAACCAAGGCCACCAUUCUCUCCAACGUCGGCGCCGUCUGCGGAGGCACAAUCUCGGGCUACAUGUCCCAGUACUGUGGCCGCCGCCUCACCGCUCUCAUCUUCCUCGUCAUCACCGCGGUUUUCCUCCCGCUCUGGAUUCUCCCUACCACCUUUAGCGGUCUCUCGGCUGGUGGCUUCUGGGUCCAGUUCGGAGUCCAGGGUGCGUGGGGUAUCGUCCCCAUCUAUCUCAGCGAAAUCUCCCCGCCAGCAUUCCGCGCCUCGUUCGCCGGUGUCGCCUACCAGCUCGGUAACAUGGCGUCGUCUGGCGCCGCUCAGAUUGAGGCCGACGCAGGCGAGACCCUCACCGUCGUGCACAAGGGCAAGGUCAUCCCGGACUACGCCACGAUCACGGGUAUCCUCAUUGGCGUGGUCAUUGCCUGGCUCUUCGUGUUCAUCAUCCUCGGCCCCGAGGCGGACGGAUCCCACUUUGAGACGGCCAAGAUUGCCAUCGAGGAGAACGCUGGUCUCGAGCAGCGUCACGAGCUCAUGCACGCCCAACACCACGACACCCAGGCUGCCGAGUACACUGGCAAGGAAGAGUCGAACCAGGUCGAGAGCACAGCCAAGCCUGUGCUCAACGCCUAA
This is a messenger RNA of Apiotrichum porosum, 1593 nucleotides long. RefSeq lists its product as uncharacterized. The record is from RefSeq and is a predicted model, not a curated record. The transcript is spliced from 7 exons. Gene Ontology annotation, molecular function: secondary active monocarboxylate transmembrane transporter activity. Gene Ontology annotation, cellular component: plasma membrane. Gene Ontology annotation, biological process: plasma membrane lactate transport. The coding region runs from base 1 to 1593 and encodes 530 amino acids. NCBI's taxonomy places the organism in Eukaryota, Fungi, Basidiomycota, Tremellomycetes, Trichosporonales, Trichosporonaceae.